This is a messenger RNA of Amphiprion ocellaris (clown anemonefish), 999 nucleotides long. RefSeq names its product fibroblast growth factor binding protein 1a (gene fgfbp1a). Gene Ontology annotation, biological process: cell-cell signaling. The coding region runs from base 178 to 804 and encodes 208 amino acids. The transcript is spliced from 2 exons. NCBI's taxonomy places the organism in Eukaryota, Metazoa, Chordata, Actinopteri, Pomacentridae. Gene Ontology annotation, molecular function: growth factor binding. The record is from RefSeq and is a predicted model, not a curated record.
AAACUUUAUAAGCCCUUCAGUCAUGCUAUGCGUGUGUGAGUGUGUGUGUUUGAAGGGGAAGGCUGAUUACGCAGCAGCAAGCUGCAAACUGCAGGUAAAGGCGACUCUGAGCUCUCAUGUGUCAGGACUGCAAACCGAAAUUUCUCUGAAAAUUUGAGGGUGUGCUCUGCUGGUUUCAUGGCUUUCCUUACCAAUGUCACCAUCCUUCUGGUCCUGGCUUGUAUUUCCCAUCAGCUGAUGGUGGGCAGCUGUCAAAAGAGCCGUGGACGUAGGGGACGAGAUGUGGACAGAGGUCAACACAAGGAUAGGUCAGGGCUAAAGGUGAACCGCCAACCCAAAUCCGCCUCUGUCCGGCCCAUUAAAGGCAAGCUGGUCACCAGAGACAAGUCAGAGUGCACCUGGGCUGCAACAGGUGAGGACCUCUUCAUCCUCGGCGUCACCUGCAAGAAAGAGGACACUAGCUUCAGCUGCGAGUAUGCUGCCACACCGACUGUUUGUCCAGAAUAUGCCUCCAAUGUUAAACUUUACUGGAAGCAGAUUGCCAGGGCACUGAGGAAGCAAAAGAAUCUGUGUCAGGACAGCAGCGCUUUGGUCAGGGCAGGCAUGUGCAGACGAGCUGCCACAGAUGCUCAUUUCAGACUCCGUGUUGCACAGAAAAAGAAGACUGCCUCACCUUAUGUUCCACCCAGAACUGUUAAAUCUUGUCAGCCUGGUAACAGCAAGUUGGCAAAAGAAUACUGCAAUGAUGCCUGGUCCAGUUUUUGCACCUUCUUUUUUACUAUGGUGCAGGAUUAUGAUUGCUGAGGCAGAAAAAAAAGCAAACGAAACUGAAUUAAAUUUGUCUCUGUAUGUAGGCCUAUCAACACUUAUCCAGUUAUAGACUCUUUAUAAACGCUUGCUGCUGAGCAGAAAGAUUUUCACAGAACAGUCUGAUUUAGAGUGCACACUUUCAUAUUGUUAACAGUGGUGUUACCUCUUAAUAAAUACUUUUUCUAGCCA